AUGGCUCACUACUUGUGGCCCAAGGACAGCCUGUCUACCAAGCUUCGAGUCGGCCUAGCUGUCACCCUCUUGAUCGGCGCAAAAGUACUCAAUGUACAGGUGCCCUUUUACUUCAAGAGCAUUGUGGAUGCCAUGAACAUCGAUGUCGGUGCUAUGGGUGGUAAUGCCGCCAUGAUUGCCGGCAGCAUGAUUGUGGCCUACGGCGCAACGAGGAUAGGCGCCACCGUCUUUCAAGAGCUGAGAAAUGCAGUCUUCGCCAGUGUGGCACAAAAGGCCAUUCGGAAGGUCGCGGCCAACGUCUUCGAUCAUCUGCUGAGGCUGGAUCUCAACUUCCACCUCACAAAGCAGACCGGCGGUCUCACCCGGGCCAUCGAUCGUGGUACCAAGGGCAUCAGCUUCCUCUUGACCAGUAUGGUCUUUCACAUUCUGCCUACGGCCCUGGAGAUCACCAUGGUCUGCGGCAUCUUGACCUACCAAUACGGAGCACAGUUUGCCGCCAUCACGGCCUUGACCAUGACAGCCUACACUGCCUUUACCAUCUGGACAACCGCUUGGAGAACAAAGUUUCGCCGACAGGCCAAUGCUGCCGACAACAAGGCUUCAACCAUUGCUGUUGAUUCCUUGAUCAACUACGAAGCUGUCAAAUACUUCAAUAAUGAAAAGUUUGAAGUUGCGCGCUAUGAUAAAGCUUUACUCGGCUACGAAAAGAGCUCCAUAAAGGUCGCCACCUCGCUGGCCUUUUUGAACAGUGGCCAGAACAUCAUAUUUUCCAGCGCAUUGACAGCCAUGAUGUACCUUGCAGCCAACGGUGUGGCGUCCGGCUCAUUGACCGUGGGCGACCUGGUCAUGGUGAACCAGCUAGUUUUCCAGCUGUCUGUGCCACUGAACUUUUUGGGAUCCGUAUAUCGCGAGCUUAGGCAAUCUCUUCUAGACAUGGAGACACUGUUCAAUCUACAAAAGGUCAACGUGUCCAUCAAGGAGCUCCCCGAUGCCAAACCACUCCAGCUUGUCAAGGGAGGCGAGAUCAAGUUUGAGAAUGUGUCAUUUGGCUACCUCAAGGAUCGUCCAAUUCUAAAGAACUUGAAUCUCACGAUUCCCGCCGGCAAGAAGAUUGCCAUAGUUGGGCCCAGUGGCUGUGGAAAGUCUACGCUGCUCCGACUUCUAUUCCGUUUCUAUGACGUUGACAGCGGCCGCGUACUCAUUGACGACCAAGAAAUCAAGAGCGUCACUCUUGAUUCGCUGAGGCAAUCCAUUGGUGUUGUUCCCCAGGAUACACCACUCUUCAAUGAUACGGUUGGACACAACAUUAAAUAUGGCAAUAUGGCUGCCGGCGAAUCCGAGAUCAUCGCAGCGGCCAAGAGAGCGCGGAUCCACGACAUCAUCGCCAGUUGGCCUGCAGGUUACGACACAAAGGUGGGCGAGAGAGGAAUGAUGAUCAGUGGUGGCGAAAAGCAGCGCCUGGCUGUCUCGAGGCUCAUACUAAAGGAUCCGCCACUGCUCUUCUUUGACGAGGCAACCAGUGCACUGGAUACCCACACGGAGCAAACGCUCAUGCAAAACAUCAAUAGCAUUCUUAAAGAAAAGGCUAGAACAAGUGUUUUCGUUGCACAUCGUCUAAGGACAAUAUAUGACGCCGACCUCAUCAUCGUCUUGAGAGAGGGCAAUGUCGCCGAGAUGGGCACGCACAAAGAGCUCAUUGAUCGUGGCGGGCUGUACUCGGAACUCUGGAGUGCCCAAGAAACUCUAUUCAGUACCGACGAUGUAAAGGAUGCUGCUGUGGGAGAUAAAAAAGAAUAA
This is a messenger RNA of Pestalotiopsis fici W106-1, 1797 nucleotides long. Its product is annotated as Iron-sulfur clusters transporter ATM1. NCBI's taxonomy places the organism in Eukaryota, Fungi, Ascomycota, Sordariomycetes, Amphisphaeriales, Sporocadaceae. The coding region runs from base 1 to 1797 and encodes 598 amino acids. Gene Ontology annotation, molecular function: ATP hydrolysis activity; ABC-type transporter activity; ATP binding. The record is from RefSeq and is a predicted model, not a curated record. The transcript has 2 exons. Gene Ontology annotation, cellular component: mitochondrial inner membrane. Gene Ontology annotation, biological process: transmembrane transport; intracellular iron ion homeostasis.